Messenger RNA from Medioppia subpectinata, 831 nucleotides. The record is from the annotation of a GenBank genome assembly. NCBI's taxonomy places the organism in Eukaryota, Metazoa, Arthropoda, Arachnida, Sarcoptiformes, Oppiidae.
CACCACUUCAUUGCAAAAGUGUUUUAAACUUUUUUGGUUUGUUUUGAUAACAGUUUAGUUGUUAAUUGUUUUUGUGUUUCACAUUUUAAUACCCAUUAAAUAGCGUAUAAAUCACUAAACAAUAUGUUGUUAAUGAAUACAAAACACGUUUUUAAAUGCAUUGGUUUAGUGUCUCAAAUGAGAGCACUUUCGACGGCAGCUUACACUCAUAUCAACGUUGGAGUGAAGGGCCAGAAGAAUAACAUUGGAUUCAUUCAAUUGAAUCGUCCGAAAGCACUGAACGCUCUGUGCGAUGGACUCAUGCAUGAAGUGGCCAAUGCUUUGGAUCAGUUUGAAAGUGACAAAACCAUUUCGGCCAUUGUCUUGACCGGCAGUGAUAAGGCCUUCGCAGCCGGCGCUGACAUUAAGGAGAUGGUGGACAACACAUUCGCGCAGUGUUUCAAUGGAAACUUUUUAUCUCAUUGGGAUCGAGUCGCCCGAUCUGUUAAGCCUGUGAUCGCAGCCGUCAACGGAUAUGCCUUGGGCGGCGGCUGUGAGUUGGCCCUAAUGUGUGAUAUCGUGUAUGCGGGAGAAAAUGCUAAGUUUGGUCAGCCGGAGAUACUCAUCGGUGCCAUUCCCGGCGCUGGCGGUACUCAAAGAUUGACCCGAGUUAUCGGUAAAUCUCGGACAAUGGAAAUGUGUUUAACAGGAAUUCCCAUCUCUGCUAAAGAGGCCGAGAGUUGGGCAUAUGAGACCACUUUAGCUCAGGGCCUCAAAGCGGAGAAGCGAUACUUUCACUCCACUUUUGCCACCGGUUCUCUGACCAAAGUUCCGGUCAAAGUUCAAGGCUAG